AUCACCAAAUUAAGGAAGUUAUAGAAGUACAAAAGAAAAAUUUAGUUUAAAAAUAAAAACUAGGCAAUACUACAAUAUCCACCCGCGAACCACCGCUCCCCUUUCAACGUGCUUUUCGCAUUUCGCAUUCACAGCUAGGUUAGCUUAAAACCGUAUGACCGAUAGAUACGUCCAUCCCUCCGAAAUGUCCGAGGGCCAAGGCUAUACUGGACUGGGCUAACUGCCCCUUGACUGAAUCAAUGAACCCUUCCUACCUAUCCUCAUCAAUACCAGCCCAGGUAAGUAAGUGCCGUAAUUCAUAUGGAUCCAGCGGGUGGGGGGAUGGAUGGGGUUGGGGGACUUUUCUCCCCUUCGGGAGCUGAAAUCAAUAGGCAUGACGAGGGGCGGAUUUCUUGGUGAGUGGCUUCUGGGGGGGCUUUCGGUGAUAUCACGCUGUGGAUUAUGGAUACUUGGGUGGAGCCCUGCUUGUGCUGCUGCGCCGAACUUGGGUUUUGAUAAUGUGUUUUGUUUGCAUGCCGAUAGAGAGGGAGAGAGGAAGGAUUCACGAUGGAAGGAAGGGGCAAAGCAGGGUGGGGAUGGGAAUUACUGUGCAUGAAGUUGUUGAACGGGGAAAAAGAAAAAAGAAAGAGGAGAAUACUGUAGGUGCCGAGGGAGAGAGGAUGGGGAUUGCACUCGUACAGUAAAUUAUUGUAUAUCAUUGAUGCCGUUCAUUCCAAGGCAAGUUGCUGGUACGAGUAUCAAACCAUA
Molecule: messenger RNA, 747 nt
Organism: Tuber melanosporum (Perigord truffle)
Lineage: Eukaryota; Fungi; Ascomycota; Pezizomycetes; Pezizales; Tuberaceae
Exons: 1
Coding region: 326-595 (89 amino acids)
Source: RefSeq, a predicted model, not a curated record